Messenger RNA from Grus americana (Whooping crane), 2276 nucleotides. RefSeq names its product sodium-dependent phosphate transport protein 3-like. The transcript has 12 exons. NCBI's taxonomy places the organism in Eukaryota, Metazoa, Chordata, Aves, Gruiformes, Gruidae. Gene Ontology annotation, molecular function: transmembrane transporter activity. The record is from RefSeq and is a predicted model, not a curated record. The coding region runs from base 30 to 1850 and encodes 606 amino acids. Gene Ontology annotation, biological process: monoatomic anion transport; transmembrane transport.
CCUUGAGCGCCGCCAUCUUGACUGGCCACAUGACUCGCGCGCGACACGGGACAGGCGGUGGAGGCGUGGCCUGGCGGGGGCGGGACCUGUGGCGGAGGGCGGUGCUAGAGGGAGCGGGGCGUGGCCUAGCGGCGGCGUGGCGUGGCCGCAGGAGUUCCCACUCGAGGAGCAGGUUCGAGUCCCGGCAUUGCUCAAUCCCACGCACGUCCCUGAAAUCCCAAAUCCCGCCGCAGCACGUGCCUGUGUCCCGUUCCCCGCCCCGCGACACGGAACCAGGAGACCCCACGACCCUGUCGGUCCCCUCUGGGCUGGGGAAGACACCUCUCCCCGUAGGGCCAAAUGUUAUCCUGAGGAGAAACGGGCAGCAGCAUUGCAGGCAGAAGAGGAUGCAGUGCCACACGAACAACAUGCGGGCAGGGGACAGGCCAGAGGCAGAGCAGGACGAAGCCCCUCUGCUUGCUCAGCAGCCCUCCUCCCGCACAGGGCUCUGCUCCGCUCACUAUGGCCUGGCCCUGGUCCUGCACAUCUCCCUCUUCAUGGCGUACAUGCUCCGGGUCAGCCUCAGCAUCGCCAUUGUCGCCAUGACUAACAGCAGCCAUCCCCACAGCUGGUCCGGCAGCGCUCCCCACAGCUCUUACCCAGGAUUUGCUCAGGAAGCCCCCAUGUACAACUGGAGUGCUGAGACUCAAGGAAUUGUCCUCAGCUCCUUCUUCUAUGGCUACGGCCUCACACAGGCGCUGGGCGGGUACUGCUCAGGGCUGUUCGGGGGGAAACUCAUCCUGGGCAGUGGGCUCCUGCUCUCCUCUGUGCUCACCCUCCUCGUGCCCAAAGCAGCAGAGCUUGGUGUGAGCUUCCUCAUCGGGCUGCAGGUGCUGCUGGGCUUGGCUGAGGGAGUGAUAUUUCCAGCUCAGUACACGCUCUGGGCAAAAUGGGCCCCUCCGCUGGAACGCAGCAGGCUCAUGAACAUUGCUGAUGCUGGAUGCACUUUUGGGACUUUCUUUGCUCUCCUCGUGGCUGGGAUCAUCUGCCAGAAUCUGGGGUGGCCUUUUGUCUUCUACAUCUUUGGUGGCGUUGGCUGUGCCUGGUGCUUCUGCUGGUUCCUCCUUGUGUACGAGGACCCUGCACAUCACCCAUGGAUUAGUGCUGGGGAGCAGGAGUACAUCGUGUUGGCGCUGGCUCACCAGAGCAGCUCUCAUGGCCUUUCCCUCCCACUUGUGGCUAUGGCUAAAUCACUGCCUCUUUGGGCGAUCACCAUUGCUUGCUUCUGCACAGACUGGCUGUUCUACAUGCUGCUGACCUCCAUGCCGACGUUCAUGAGCAACGUCCUCCACUUUGACCUUGGAGAGAAUGGGCUCCUCUCCUCUCUGCCUUACGUUGGGAAUGGGCUGGGGCACAUCCUGGCCGGGCUGCUGGCUGAUUUCUUCCUGGCCAGGCGAGUGCUUGGCACAGCAGCCGUCAGGAAGCUCUUCUCAGCACUCGGGAUGCUGCUCCCAGCCAUCUUCCUGGUGGCUGUGCCUUACAUACGCUGCAAUUCCACGGUUGUUGUGGUCCUUCUAACGCUGGCCUUGACGAUAAUCAGCAUGACAGGGGCAGGCAUCAAUAUUAACCACAUCGAUAUAGCGCCCAGAUAUGCAGGGUUCCUGCUGGGAAUCACAAAUACCUUUGGCAUAGUUGCAGGAAUUAUUGCUCCUACUGCAAUUGGACUUCUCAUCAGCCAGGAUCUCCAGACGGGCUGGAGGAAUGCCUUCUUCAUAUCUGCAGCCCUCAACAUGUUUGGCCUGGUCUUCUACCUAGCCUUUGGCAGUGGGACCAUCCAAGACUGGGCUAGGGAGGACACUGCUGUGCAAUGAGAGCCACGAGCAUGGGAAGGAACACAGGGGAAUGGUCUGCAAAUGGGCACGGGUCAGGCAGGAGCCUCCUCUACUACCCUCCUCUCACCUGCGCAGCAAAGCUCAGCCGUGUGUUCCUGCCCACUCCCGCAGCCCUCGCAGCAUCCUCAGGCAAUGGCUCAAGCUAAGCAGCCCUGCCUGCACUCUGACUCUUGAAGUGUCCAGCACCCUCACCCGGCGCUGUCUGCUUUCUGCUCCCAGUCUACUCCCUGUUGGAGGCAUGACCUGCUGUGCAUUUAACCCUGCCCUCAGCCUUUGUGCACGGGAGGGAACGCUGCAGCGUGAACAGAUCCUGAACAGGAUCCAUGGAGAGCUGGUAAAGCUGGCUGUCAGCUGAGCUCUGCAAGGAGCCUGUGGCUAUUUCCAGCAAAGCUGUUCUUAGAUGAA